AGGCAAAAAAAAAUAGUGAUUGUUUUGAAAUUGUAUAGUGAUUUUUGUAUUGUUUCGUCUAUGUUUCAAUGUUUCCAGUAUGAGAAAAAAGUCCUCCAAAACCAAAAGUAAAACAUCAACCAACGAUGAAUUACAACAUCGUCCACCAAAUCCGCGUCAGUAUCGUCCCAAGAAAUCAUCCCGGAAUCCGGUUCACAAGCGCAUCGGUUCCACCAAGCCAAUCGAACAAACAAUUCCAGAUCGUAACGGUUCAUGUGAUCAAAUAUUACAGUGCACCACAGCUGCUCCCCGAGAGGAAAUUGUCGCACAGAUCAAGAUUGAAAACGAAUACCAAUGGGGAUUGGAAGCUGAAGAUUUCGACGACUUAAAUCCAUAUAUUAUCGAAGUAAAACUAGAGCCAGACCCCGCAAACAAUGUUGCUCCCAACUUCGAAUGGGUUACAAUUAAACAGGAGAUAAAAGCGGAGCCUUCGGAACCGCCCGUUCAUAUCAAGCAGGAAGAGUUGGAUUUAGAAGACAUUGCUCCAAAUUACACCCUGGAGUUGCCUGCGAUUGCUAUUAGUCAGGAGGAGAUUGAGGCUGAGCCUCCGGAACAGCCUAUUCAAAUCAAGCAGGAAGAGUUAGAUCUGACGGACAAUGAACAUCAAAAUAUCGAUAUGGACAGCUAUCCUUCGUCGGUAGAAGAUGAUCCGAUCGAAACCAUUGUUGUGGAUGAUGAUGAGAGUGAAGAAGUCGAUCCAGAACCCGUUCAUACAAGUGAUGUCGUUCCGGGUGAUGCAAUCGAGCAGGUCUUACCAAACCAAAAGGGAAUUGCUACAAUUUGCGUUGAUGAUUCCGAGGAUGAGGCUGUUAGUAUCGAAGAAUCAAAUGUCGGUUCAUCUGUGAUUCAACAUGAAUCACUGAAAAUCGUACAUUAUAAAGAUGCAGAUCCAGCACCACCGCUAGUCACGCCAAGGACCUUGCAAAAAUCAUCGGCAAUCCAUAACUAUGAACAUAAAUGUGUCCCCCGAAGGAUCUAUCAUAAUAGUUUUUUGAAGCGAUUCAUUAAAACCACCACCUACAGAGGAUACAGUGUAAGAGCGGCCAGGAUACUAAAUGGUGCUAAAAACCAAUUCACCCACAUAUAUGCAUGCGAUAAUUGCGAUAAACUAUGCGCUAAUCAUGAUUUGAUCAAACAACACGUAUUAACCCAUAAUUUAAAAAAGAGCAAAAAACAUCCGCAGCUAUUUGUAACGACCGAGUGUCAAAUCUGUUUUCAACGAAACCUCGAUGAUCCAGACCGUAUACGGGAGCACCUGGAGCAGGAACAUAGCAAGGAAGUUUACAAAGCAGCAAAGGGUCAAAAGUUUUCCGUUCGCAUAGAAUGCCGAAUCUGCCGGAGGUGGUUCCCGAUGAAUGAGUGCCUCGAGUGUGGCGAGAAAUUCGACCGAUGCUUUGGAAUCACCUGGCACACCCAGAUACACCGCAGAGCAGAGAAGAAGAAAAUGGGAAAAUUAAAUUUCUCCAUCGAUAAACAGCGCUGAGGCUCGUCACCGCUUUGUCUUCGGUAGUACACUUUAAGGUUGUUAUUCUUUGAACGAAAGUUUCUCUUUCGAACAAACAAAUUCCGAUUCACUAUUUUAUUACUAAAAUGAUACAUUAAAAUCAUUACAGAGCUCCUUUGCCUUCAGAA
Molecule: messenger RNA, 1671 nt
Organism: Ochlerotatus camptorhynchus
Lineage: Eukaryota; Metazoa; Arthropoda; Insecta; Diptera; Culicidae
Exons: 2
Coding region: 80-1522 (480 amino acids)
Source: RefSeq, a predicted model, not a curated record